UCUUUUUCACUCACUCUCUCAUUCAUAUGUCUCUUUUUAUUAUCUCUCUCUAUUCAUUUCAUUGCCAUUGAAAGAAGGUGAUGAGUUCUCUCAUUCUCUUCUAUAUCUCUUUACUAAUACAUGAUUAAAGCCCUCUUCUUCCUUUUUUUGAUAAUCCCUAUUCAAUACCUGAGAACAAAUUGUAUCAAGAUCUCUCUUUAAAGAGCUUAGGUCACACUUGUCUGAGUGGAUCGGUGACAACAGUUAUAACCGGAGCCAGGAGCCGUUCUUUGGGUGCUAAGUAAAUAGUUUCAUGGCUUCCAAGUCUAGUCCUGGAGAACAUAAUAAGGAAAAGGGCGAUGAGAAAACCUCGGAAGCAUCUGUUUCCAGUUCCAGCCAAAGUAUCUCUGUCAGCACUUUGGCAGAUCAAGUAUCUUCAACUUUGUCUUUUGCUCAAAGCUGUGGAAGUAAAUCCAGUGGAGAAGUUAAACUUAAUGAGCUGUCUGAUCUUGCCGAGACCGGAAAGCGUAACACUUAUAGACCAAGCACAAGCAGUGAUAUCAGUGACGAGAGCACAUGCAGCGGUUUAAGUACCAACAAGCCUCACAAGGCGAAUGACGUGAGAUGGGAAGCGAUACAAGUUGUUCGAGCGAAACAUGGCUCUUUGGGUUUGAACCAUUUUAGGCUCUUGAAGAGGGUAGGUGGUGGAGAUAUCGGAACUGUCCACCUUGCUGAGCUGCACGGGACAAGGUGUUAUUUCGCAAUGAAGGUUAUGGACAAAGGAGCUUUGGCUAGCCGUAAAAAGCUUCUUAGAGUUCAGACCGAGAGGGAGAUAUUGCAGUCUCUUGACCACCCUUUUCUCCCAACUCUGUAUAGUCAUUUCGAGACUGAGAAGUUCUCAUGUUUGGUUAUGGAGUUCUGUCCUGGAGGUGACUUGCAUACCCUUCGUCAAAGACAGCCCGGGAAGCGGUUCUUGGAACAAGCCGCAAAGUUUUAUGUAGCGGAGGUACUACUUGCGAUGGAGUAUCUUCACAUGCUUGGGAUCGUAUACCGUGAUCUUAAGCCAGAGAAUGUUCUUGUUAGAGAUGAUGGACAUGUGAUGCUUACUGACUUCGACCUCUCCCUGAGGUGUACCGUUAGCCCCACAGUGGUCAGAUCAACUACCCUCGUGUCUGAAGCCUUGCAAAGGAGCUCCGGUAACAACUGUGCACAACCUGCUUGCAUCCAACAGCCAUCUUGCAUGUCUGCUCCGACAACAUGCUUUUCUCCACGGUUUUUCUCAAGUAAAUCCAAGAAAGACAAGAAGGACAAGAAACCGAAAACCGAAACUGGGAACCAGGUCACUCCGUUGCCUGAACUCAUCGCUGAGCCCACAACCGCUCGCUCAAUGUCAUUUGUUGGCACGCAUGAAUACUUAGCACCUGAGAUCAUCAAAGGUGAAGGGCAUGGGAGUGCGGUUGAUUGGUGGACUUUUGGGAUCUUUCUGUACGAGCUCUUGUUUGGUAAAACACCGUUCAAAGGGUCAGGAAACAGAGCAACACUCUUCAACGUUGUUGGUCAGCCUCUGCGUUUCCCUGAAUCUCCAGUUGUCAGUUUUGCUGCUAGGGAUUUGAUUAGGAGUCUGCUUGUGAAGGAGCCUCAGCAUAGAUUAGCGUACAAGCGUGGUGCAACCGAGAUUAAGCAACAUCCUUUCUUUGAAGGAGUGAAUUGGGCAUUGGUUCGAUGCGCAAGCCCUCCAGAGAUACCAAAGCCUGUUGAAUUUGAGAGUGCUCCUCCUACUCCUGCACCAGCCACAUCUACCAGUGUCAAGGCUGAUCAGAGUAGCUAUCUUGACUUUGAUUUCUUUUGAGAUUUUUCAGUAAGAAAACUGCCGUUAGAUUAUCAUAUUGAUUAUCAAAUCUUUAUCAACAAUGUGCAACAACGUUUAAUACUUGAGAAUUUUUAGUUCUUUGUCAAUGCAAUACUUGGAAAUUCUGAAUG
Raphanus sativus (radish) is the source of this 1959-nucleotide messenger RNA. Its product is annotated as serine/threonine-protein kinase D6PKL1. Gene Ontology annotation, molecular function: protein serine/threonine kinase activity; ATP binding. Bases 293 to 1828 code for a protein of 511 amino acids. NCBI's taxonomy places the organism in Eukaryota, Viridiplantae, Streptophyta, Magnoliopsida, Brassicales, Brassicaceae. The record is from RefSeq and is a predicted model, not a curated record. The transcript is spliced from 3 exons. Gene Ontology annotation, cellular component: cytoplasm; nucleus; plasma membrane. Gene Ontology annotation, biological process: protein phosphorylation.